AAUCCACACGAGACCUCAUCCCUCAUCCCUGGCAAACGCACAUCACUGCUGAUCGCGGUUUAUGCACACAUGCUCGCACUGCAAAAACAAAGCAAAUGAUAUAGUGGCAGAUAACACAGUGAAUUUAUCUUUUUAAAAACAAAGCAAUUCACAAAUACAACUUGACUGUGAUCAUGAGUGUUAAACAAGCCUGCAUCUUUCUCAGAGGAGGAACAAGAAGACAAUCAAGAACUCUGACACAGGAUGAGAUAGAAGAGUUACGUGAGGCUUUUGUGGAGUUUGACAAGGAUAAGGACGGUUUGAUAAGCUGUAAAGAUUUGGGGAAUCUGAUGAGGACCAUGGGAUACAUGCCAACUGAGAUGGAGCUGAUAGAGCUGGGCCAAAACAUCAACAUGAACUCAGGAGGACGGGUAGAUUUUGAAGAUUUUGUGGAACUAAUGACCCCCAAGCUGCUGGAUGAAACUGCAGGGAUGAUUGGCUUGAAGGAACUCAAAGAUGCUUUCAGGGAGUUUGAUAUAGAUGGAGAUGGCGCCAUCACAUCUGAUGAGCUGAGACAUGCUAUGAUAAAACUACUGGGGGAACAUGCCAGCAGAACGGAAAUCGAGGCAAUUGUCAAGGAAGCUGACAACAACGGAGAUGGAACAGUUGACUUUGAGGAGUUUGUGAAAAUGAUGUCAAGGACAUAAGAAGAACAUGAUGAAUGGAUGACUGUGAAUGGAGAGGAUGUUUUUUUUUUAUUAAAUUGUAUGCUGAUGACAGUUUACAUAUUAUGAAUCACUUUACUUUCUUGUUAUUUAAGUCAUUCAUUAGUUUUAAGUCAACAAAGAUGGGUUCUUUGUUUGUUUGUUUGCUUUGUUAAAGCUAAUGGAUGUGAAUUCCAUGGAGAGUUUUUUUUUUUUCAGUAUUUCAGCACAGCAGCUUUAAAUAAUUUGUCAUCCGGUUUGCCCUGAAUCCCUCAGAUCUGCCCCUGUGAGCAGUGAGUGUAAAUGUCAUUGUUAGCUGUUUUUAAAGGAAGAACACAUUAAUAUGGGUUCAGUGCUGAUAAAAUAGCUGUCAGAGGUGAAAUUAGAUGUUGACAGAGAGAAUUAAUCUGAUCUGGAUUAUUCUAUCUCAAACUACGAGUGAAUUUCUGCUUAUCCAUCUCUGAAUUACUUGAAACUUUUUAAAUCAUAAACAACUGAUAUUUAAUAUUGUACCUGUGAAAGUUUAGACUGAUAUAUCAAAAACAUAAUAUUUUGUAUGCCUGUUGACCCACUUUUAGCACAUUUCAUUGCACAUUGAAAUUUGAGAUUGUUUGAACAACAAUAUCUCAGGAACUAUUAAAGAUAAAAGCAGUUUUUUUCAUUUCGUUUCUCAUCAUGCUAUUGAUUCAUAUUUGUGUGAUCAGGUAUGUCAUUUUAAAAAGUAUUCAGCAUGUUUUUUGAUGUUUUAAUGUAACAUUCAACUGCAUACAGUUCAGAAAAUAUCACUAUUUGGAUUCUGCAUUAUCAAUUAUUUUGUUAGUGUGCUCAAAAAUGAGACUUCAUUCUGUGUUUUUUCUGCUUGAAAUCACCUAUAAGCAGAAAUUAAUUUUACAUUUACUUGUUCAGUUUUGCAGAUUUUGAAUCAAUGAUGAGAUGAGAAAUUGUGAACAUUUCAGGCUUUAAUUCCUAAUAGUUAAAGUAGUAUAGUUAUAUAGUAGUUAUAGUUAUAUUGUCAUUUAAACAUCACCAUGUUUUCAAAGUGCAAAAAGCAAUGUACUGAAAGUGGGUUGACAGGCAAUUUAUAUAUUUAUUUUUAUGUUAGAAAUAUUUCAGGUGAAUCAGAGAUAGUCGAGCAGAAAUUAUUCUAAAACACUGAUGAUUUGAGAUGGAACGACCUCAAUGUGGAAGUGCUGUUGCUAUACUGGCCUUACCAACCAAACCAAAUGCUGUCAAAAUUACUUUUACUGUGUUGUUUGUUUGUUAGAUAUGGGUCACUGCCAUAUUAAACAUGGUGUAACACGUGUGACGUAGUGUAUGUUGUGAAUAUCUUUUUUUUCCCUACAUAAGUACUAAUAUAGGUGACCUUUUCAUUAUUAUUGUAAAUAAAUUGUUGUUUUUGACCCAGAAAGAAGAUGAUUUAAUUUGUAUAGAUGAUGGAUUUGAUAGUCACUUACUCAUACAAGGAUAUAUAUAGAUUUGCAUGGACACUGUGGGUACUUUUCAGUUUGCUAACAUUUCCCCUCCAUUCUCUAAUUCACAUCUCUUCCUUGCAUCCUAACUCCUCCCAGUGAGAUGCUGCACAGCUACAUCAAACUGAAUUAUUUAAAAAUAAAUCCAAAACCUCACAGCACCGUA
Messenger RNA from Amphiprion ocellaris (clown anemonefish), 2318 nucleotides. It is a transcript of the gene cabp5b, whose product is annotated as calcium binding protein 5b. The coding region runs from base 174 to 686 and encodes 170 amino acids. The record is from RefSeq and is a predicted model, not a curated record. Gene Ontology annotation, molecular function: calcium ion binding. The transcript has 6 exons. Lineage: Eukaryota; Metazoa; Chordata; Actinopteri; Pomacentridae.